CUGCUGCGCACUGUACGUUUUUCACAUUCGACCAACGCAGCGGUACAGGCGCCGUUUUUUAUACACUUUAUUUAUUAUUAUCACUAUUUUUAUCGUGAUUAUUUAUUAUCAUCAUUAUUGAGGGCGCCGCAAACGUAGACGUCACAGUGACGAUAGCGAUGACCGAAGAGGCAUGGAAAGUUGCCACGAUUUCAAAAGAGAUGAGCUAUGAGAGGAAUGCAUUUAAAUUGUUUUUACAUGAAUCGACGAACGUAUCUGCAGUUUUUGAAUCGCUAGUAAAACUUGAUGACGGUUACAUCGGCCAUGCGGUCAGUCGUCUCGUCGAUGGCCGCGACAUGUAACCCGCACGACAUGCAUUUACCAUCAAUGUCGGCCACCAUGGACAGGUUCGAACGGAUGACCGAACACUUGGGGGCGCGGCAAACAUGUGCCACUGAAGCGCUCGGCGGCGUUACUGCUGCGGUGGUGAACGCCGAACAAGUCGAUUCGCUCAUGGCGCGGAUCGUCGACCGAGCCGGGCUAGACGUCAGGAGUGUAAUGCCUGCAGCCUUAGCGGAGUACUCGUCGUUGCAGCAAAAUAUGUCGUCGUCAUCGCCACCGCCUCCACCGCAGGACCUUAUCCUGGGACUUGACGAACAAUUGGCGAAACUCAGAAACAUCUACGGAUGAAUAGCGAUUUUUUUUUUAACUACUCGGCAACAUAAUAAAUUAUUAUGAUACUUAUUAAUCAAAAUUUUUAUACGAUAAACAUUUUUUUUCACUCUAUUUAAUUAUAGGUACUCGUAUAUUUCACAUGUCAAAUCAACCAUAAAAUUUUUUUAUUAAAUCCGGAUAAGACAUAAUAUAUAUUAUUAUUAUAUGCGUCUCCAUCACCGUUGUUUAUGAUAUUAUAUUUAUAAUAUUAUGGUACUUAUAACUGGUCAAUUUUGGGGUAAACAUAGUUUCAAAAAAGUAACGGUUCGUUCAAAUGUUUCGAUGUUACAAACAUACAACACAUAGACAAACCCGUCAAUGGAGUUAAUCAGAUAUCACUUCAUGGAUCCGUGAAAUAAUGGGAUUAUCCACCAACACAAAGAGUGUUGGGAUCGAGGUACCAAUAUGAAAAAUGAAAAUACACUAAUUUUAAUGUUAAAUUAUAUAAUAAAUAUACAUAUACAGGCAACAAUUUACAACUAUAACAAUUAUUGUAGGUAUUCCUAAAAUACAAUAAAAUGUAUUUAAUCCGUAUAAUAAUUUGAUUAUCGGAUUAUAUUUUUUUUUCUAUAAGUUAAUAUAUAGAAGACAAAUGAAUGGUGUUAUACUGUUAUAGUAAAUAUGAUUAUAAGCCAUAUAGGACUAACAAUAAAAUAAAAUAUAUGACUGUGCGUUUAACGCACAAGAAAACCAAUGAAAUGCAUUUUAUGCAUUUAAAUCCUUAAAUGUAGAUAAUAUUAACUAUUGUACGUAUUAUAUUUUUUGCUUCCGGUAAUAAUAUGUAAAACAUUAAAUAAGUUUUUAAUUUUUUUAAAUGUAUAAAUCAAAUACAAUUUUAUUUUAUUUUGAAAAUUGUUGUUAUAAAAAUAAUAAAAAAUAAAUUUAUAAGUUUUACAUUACAUAAAAUACUAUUUUAUUAUGUGAUUGAGGAUGAGUAAACACGAUUAGCUGUACGUACGAGUAUAGUAACAACGGUUGACAAUGACACACAAGUACACAACACAUGCAUGUAUUUGACAUGUAUCUCGACAUGACGACAUCCAUAGGUUCUAAUAUUAUAUUUGAGGACCAUUAUGAUGUAUAAUUCCAAAUUAUGGACCACUACAUAUCGUGGCAAUAUAUUUAAUAAACAGCGAAAAAGAAUCUGAUCGGCGGGAGGUGGCCAAUCUCAAGAGCCCCGCUAUAUUAUACGCCCUUAUGAAAAGUUCGUACCAUUGUAAUAACACAGACGCCGGUCUGUUACAGGGGGUCUGGUAUAGACUGGAAUGUAUAUAGUUUUUUUGUUUACUACCUAUACUAUUUAAUACACGGGGUACUGUUUUAAACCUUAUUUUAUUAUUGUUUAUAUUGUUUUGUUUAUAUGCAUUAAAUUGUGUUUACUGUUAUUAUUCCUUAGUUAUAUAUUAUAUAGGUUAGUUUUAUUAGAUAAACAAAUCAA
Rhopalosiphum padi (bird cherry-oat aphid) is the source of this 2131-nucleotide messenger RNA. RefSeq names its product charged multivesicular body protein 1b-like. The transcript is spliced from 3 exons. The coding region runs from base 286 to 669 and encodes 127 amino acids. NCBI's taxonomy places the organism in Eukaryota, Metazoa, Arthropoda, Insecta, Hemiptera, Aphididae. The record is from RefSeq and is a predicted model, not a curated record.